AUGGAGAGAGACACGGCACCAGCGGCUGUAUACGACGGAACCCAGAGGGAAAGGGGUCCGGUUGCCAACACCCUGGGUGCUUCCGCAAGGCUCAGUGUUGUCGGCCCCAGCGGACCAGGGGCGGUCGGCAGGCCACAGGAAAGCGACCGGGCCCAUCUCGGUGCCCAUUGCGCCGACGCCAUGGGCCGUAGCACGCUUGCGGUCACCGAGAGCGGCAACGGUGCCGGCGGCGAGGAGAAGGGCGGCGACUUUGGACUGCAUUAUGGAGGAUUUAAUGAGGCUUGA
This is a messenger RNA of Pyricularia pennisetigena, 285 nucleotides long. RefSeq lists its product as uncharacterized. The record is from RefSeq and is a predicted model, not a curated record. Lineage: Eukaryota; Fungi; Ascomycota; Sordariomycetes; Magnaporthales; Pyriculariaceae. The transcript has 2 exons. Bases 1 to 285 code for a protein of 94 amino acids.